AUCAGAUGACAGUGGAUCAGUUAUAUUCGUCAUCCUUGGGUGGACUGAAAUUCUUCACUACGGAGUUAGGCUGUGCAUGCGCAAACAGGAGGAACUUGCACCAGUCCAGUUGGCAAACUGACGAAGUUGUCUUCGGAAACUUGAAGGCUCAAAACCACUAGCUAUGACUUCGACAAACAUGUUUCAAGGGUUGGAUACUGGUACAAAACCAAGUUCGAGGGUGUUGCAGCCUCCUGGAGGUGGCUCCAGUAACCUGUUUGGUGGAUAUGAAGACGACUCUGCAGCAUCAAGAAGACCCAAUAAGAUGGCUUCUAAAGUUUUUGCUCCACCAGAGGAGUCCCAGUGUGUACCCAAACGGUCCAAUCCUCCAGGUCAGACCACCUUGUUAGAGCUCGGUCUGCAGAGGCAGGCCAGUAAAAACCAGGGUGGGAAGACUAGCGGAAUAUUUGGGGAACCUGAACCUCCAGCUCGGCAACAGAGACCCACACCUCCUGGUGGACCAACCAGCAACAUAUUCGGUGCUGCAGAGAGUGCACGUGCCCAAAGCCACAACAGAGGCCACCCAAAUAAGCCAAAGGACAAUCUAAGUUGGGUACCUGAAUCAUCACCAUCACUCGAAGCCAAGGUCAGCCAACCUGAGGGGAAGGUGGAAGCUGCUACCCCAGCUCCCAUGCCAGCCAAGGAAGAGCCUGUUGUUGUCUCAGCCCCUCCAGAGCCUGAGCCCAAGCCUCAGUCACCUCCUUCCUCUUCUUCACCUCCUGUUGAGACAGAGGUGACUGGUGAGCUGAAGAACCACGAGCCUCACCUGGGACCCAAGCCUCGCUCUCACAACAGGGUCCUCAACCCCCCUGGAGGAAAGUCUAGUGUGGUAUUCUACUGAUCAGCUAAACACACCUACUCCCCGUUUGUGUCCAUACACCCCUUGUCUGCUCCCCUGUUAAUCUUCUUUCAUUCCAACACCCCACAGUUAUUUCACCUGUACAUCUAAACACAGAGCAGGAUUUUUUGUUCUCCUCACCAGAUUCCUAUUGAAAUAUGUUGUCCUCAACUUCUUGCACUUUGACUCCUUUUUGCUUUCCAGCUCUUUGUCCUACUCGUCAAAUUGUUCUUUUAAGAGACCUGCGAUCAUUCAAUCAAUAGGCUAGCUAUUACCUUAUCACUUUAACUGUGAUACUAUCAAUCUCAGUAUUGUGGUUUCCUCAUUUCACAGUUUAUCUUUGUAGAUGUAAUUUGGUUUAAGGCAGUUUGUCAUUUUGAAAAUGUUCCUGCAACUGAAGUAUGAUUAAGACAUCAGAGGGCUUAUACAAUGUUCAGCUUUAAACAGUGAUUGAUGGGAAACAGAAAUCCUUUUAGAAAAAAAGCAGACAUUUGCUCAAAUUUCAAGGUGCUUUUUUAAAAUCUUUAAUGUGAGGGCAUUUGAUCAGAGGGGGGGUGAAUAGAUCUUCUCACCAAUGUAAAAUGUUUCAGGGAGUUCCACUAGUGCCACCUUAUGUUGCUUGAUUCUGAUUGGAUGGUUAUAUAAAACCUGUCAGUUUUACAAAUGAAUACAUGUUGAACUCCAACUAAUGACUGUAUAAUUAAAGCCUUAUUUUAGCGCAGCAUUCUUUCCAUCUUUCUUGCCUUCUCAUACAUUAUCCCUUUAUUUCAACAUGUGUCCAUCAUUAAUGAUCUGCUGUCAGAACUCAAACUCUGUUAAAGGAUAGAUGCCAAAAAAUGUACUUUGAAACAAAGAUGAAUGCAAUUGUCUACUCCCAAAUUUUUUUCUGCUCCCUUAAAAAAAAAAUAAUUCCAUUUUGAUUGUAUGCGUAUAUAUUGUGCAGGUACUUCUCUGCUUUGUCGUCAUUGCUUGCUUUAUCUGAGAACAUGCCUUUUUUUGCUUGGGGUAGGCCUCUGUUUAUGUUUUAAAUUAAAACGGCUGAAGAUAAGUGAACUCUGGACCAGCGCGUGGCCUACCUGAGUCCAGGUGGGCUCAUUGAUAAUCACCUUUUCACUCACUUCAUGAUGCACAUUCAUGAUAUUCUGGUGCCAGCCUGUCCCCAGUGUGUUGAUGUGCCUGGCAGGCAAUGAGCACAGCAGAAGAAAAUCCUGUGUAUUGCAAUAAAACUCUUGUUUUGCAUUUAAA
Messenger RNA from Etheostoma cragini (Arkansas darter), 2122 nucleotides. It is a transcript of the gene jpt2, whose product is annotated as Jupiter microtubule associated homolog 2. The record is from RefSeq and is a predicted model, not a curated record. Lineage: Eukaryota; Metazoa; Chordata; Actinopteri; Perciformes; Percidae. The coding region runs from base 164 to 880 and encodes 238 amino acids. The transcript has 5 exons. Gene Ontology annotation, cellular component: nucleus.